AUGAAGGUGAAGAAGGGCGGUGGCGGGGUCGGGACGGGGGCGGAACCCGCUCCGGGGCCCUCGGGCCCAAGCGUGGAGCCCAUGCCCGAGCCGCAGGCGGAAUCCGAAUCUGGGUCCGAGUCGGAGCCGGAGGCAGGCCCGGGACCCAGGCCGGGGCCGCUGCAGAGGAAGCCGCCGAUCGCGCCGGAGGACGUGCUGGGGCUGCAGCGGAUCACCGGCGAUUACCUCUGUUCCCCUGAGGAGAAUAUCUACAAGAUCGACUUCGUCAGGUUUAAGAUUCGGGACAUGGACUCAGGCACUGUCCUCUUUGAAAUCAAGAAGCCCCCAGCCUCAGAGCGGUUGCCCAUCAACCGGCGGGACCUGGACCCCAAUGCUGGGCGCUUUGUCCGCUACCAGUUCACGCCUGCCUUUCUCCGCCUGAGGCAGGUGGGAGCCACGGUGGAGUUCACAGUGGGAGACAAGCCGGUCAACAACUUCCGCAUGAUCGAGAGGCACUACUUCCGCAACCAGCUCCUCAAAAGCUUUGACUUCCAUUUUGGCUUCUGCAUCCCCAGCAGCAAGAACACCUGCGAGCACAUCUACGACUUCCCCCCUCUCUCUGAGGAGCUGAGUACGUGGGUCUCGUGGAAGCAGGGGAAGAGGGGGACACGUAGAGAGCAGGCCGGUGGUGGGGGUGCUUGUGGGUCUGACCCCUUUUCUUCUCGCCCUGAGUCUCUUGUAUCUGGCACUGUUCCACAUCACCUGUAGAGAAACGGGCUCAAAGAGGCUGGGGAGCUUUCUGGGGUUGUUCAGCUGUCCCUGUCCCCUAGACCCGAAGCUUCCACAGUGGCCUGACUCAGACUCCUGACCUUCACCCGGCCUGGCUGGGCCUCUCUUGCAGUCAGUGAGAUGAUCCGCCACCCGUAUGAGACACAGUCCGACAGCUUCUACUUCGUGGAUGACCGGCUGGUGAUGCACAAUAAAGCAGACUAUUCCUACAGCGGGACACCCUGACCCCCAAGCCACUCCCUGCCUGGAGACCCUGGUCCUGGGCCCUGUGCUGUGACCUCCCUAACGCUCACCUCUUAACCUCAAGUCUUCUGCUUGGGGAGUGCUCCAGGAGCUCUGGACCCUGAGUCAUCGUGGGGAGGAAGGGUACCUGGUGUCCCCAGUCCAAGCCCAUGAAACCCAUGGGGCCCACCAUGAGGGGUGAGGUCGUAGGGAGGCUGUUUGUCUCCAUGUCCAGGAAGACCUAAGAGAGGAGCAGCCAGGACUUCUGGACAGUGUAGCUGGGCCCUCUUGGGCCCACGUUUCAGAAUAGUGUUCCCCUAUCCAGGCUGUGACUAGGCCAGGGCAGGGACCCAUUCCCUGUCCCCAGCCCACCACCCUCAGGCCAUUUAGAGCCGAACCUUUACAAAGAUCCACAGUGGGGCCUGACUGCCAAGCUGCCCAAGGGAGUCUGGGCCCUGGACCCAGCCCCAUUCUCCCCCUUUAGGGGCUGAGACACCGCCUGAGGUGUGGAAGGGACCGGCCUGUGGUAGGUGCUGGACCAACUGUAUAUAGUUUUCAAUAAACUUUCUCCUUUUCUGUUCUCUGGUA
Messenger RNA from Carlito syrichta (Philippine tarsier), 1578 nucleotides. RefSeq names its product unc-119 lipid binding chaperone (gene UNC119). The transcript has 4 exons. Gene Ontology annotation, cellular component: spindle pole; centrosome; intercellular bridge. The coding region runs from base 1 to 747 and encodes 248 amino acids. The record is from RefSeq and is a predicted model, not a curated record. Gene Ontology annotation, biological process: negative regulation of clathrin-dependent endocytosis; positive regulation of protein tyrosine kinase activity; visual perception. Gene Ontology annotation, molecular function: lipid binding. NCBI's taxonomy places the organism in Eukaryota, Metazoa, Chordata, Mammalia, Primates, Tarsiidae.